This is a messenger RNA of Capsella rubella, 1844 nucleotides long. RefSeq lists its product as uncharacterized. The transcript has a single exon. The record is from RefSeq and is a predicted model, not a curated record. Bases 1194 to 1679 code for a protein of 161 amino acids. NCBI's taxonomy places the organism in Eukaryota, Viridiplantae, Streptophyta, Magnoliopsida, Brassicales, Brassicaceae.
AUCCCUUAAAAUCAUCCAAUCUAUGAUUUUAGCAGAGUCAUCUAAAUUCUUUAUAAGUUAGAAUCCAAUAACACCCCCUAAUCAAGUAUGAGGAGGUUAUUUAGCAAAUGGAUUCUCGAAUUUUUAAUGAGAAAAAUCUUUGCAUCAAUUAGAACAACCUACAAAAAAAAAUAGACACGUUUUAGUAGGAAGGUUAGCAAUUUUAUGCUAAUCAUGUUGUUGAUAAAAAAAACUAGAUAAGAAGUGUUAUAAUUUUCUAUGCAUCAUUGCUUAAAACUACAAUUUUUAUCUAAUAUUUGCGGAAUUCCACAUCGUAGAUGGUGUUAAUCGCUAAUAUUCAAUAUAAACCAAAAAGAAUUGAAUAUAGAUGGAUUCGUUGAAAGCCCAUGAUUUUGCAUCAUUUGAACAAAAUUUGCAUUACAAAGUAUAUUGUCUAUUUUCUUCUACAAAUAAAAAAUAUUACAUGCCAAUCAUAUUUUGAUGGAAUGAACACUUAUUAGACGUUGGCAUUGUAACCACGUUCAGAAUUAUCUACCAAAAAUGUUUUCAGUGGGGCUGGAUUGAUAUAGGAAUGUAGUUAAAUAUACUAUUUUGGUGAGAUGGCUAUGAAGAUUGGUCUUCGACUCUUUAAUGUACAAUAUCCUUGAAUUACAUCUGAAAAUGUAGGAUUAACAUCAACUAUCGUUGUUAGUAGUUUAGUUAUAAAAUUUUCACUUUAAUCACACCAAAUCAUAACAACCAUUUUCAUUAAUUAGAAAUAUUGCUUAAACAACAAUUGUGUAUUGAUAUUGAUAUUGUUCACUAAAUAUAAUCAUUUUUGGAUGGAAUUUUUUAUUUUACAAAUAUUGCUUUGAUUAUAAAAUCAAAUUAAAAUGUAGUCAUUGCCAGCUCCACCAGACCACCACCAAUUCUAUCAUAUAUUUGCCAUUUUCGUUCUCUCUCUUCUAUGUAAAAAAAAAAUAAUUAAUAACAUCUCCCUUCCUUAAUCAUCCUCUCUCUCAACAUUUCUCCUUUAAUUUCCCACUUAUCUUUUCUUCAAAUCUAAGCUUCACUUAUUCAUCCACGUUUAUUAAACCCUUUUUAUUAUUAUUUUUUUUAAAAACCCAAAAAUCCAAUAUCUCUACUAUAUAGUACACAUACGCAAUACUGAAGAACCGAGGGGAGAAAAUAAAUAUCAAAAAUAAACCUUUAGAAUGAACUCUGUGUGUAUCUCCAGCUGCAUCAACGAUGCACAUGACCCGCGCGUGCCGAUUCGUCCCGUGCGUGCCUCCUACGUGAAUCUAUAUAAGUGGCCCGAGUCCGACGCCGAGUUCGUUCGCUCCGUACGUCGUGGAGGUGGCGUACCGGAGGCGCGUGUAGUGGAUAGCAUAUCUUGCCGGCAGAUGUAUCUCCGGAGCUACACUUUCUCUAGGGAAGACGAUGAUGAGAGCAAAUCGGAGAAGGUGACGUCGGCGUCGACGCAGACGUCGUGUCUAGGGAGGGUUAAGGACACGGCGUCGUUUCGACGUAAGAGUAAAAAGGAAAGUGACAUCAACGUCGAGAGUACAAAGCGGCGUCGUGGUGAGAAGAGGAGAGUUAGAAGGAAGAAGCGACAAGAACAAGCUUGCUCUGUUUUGUUCAGGUUUUUUCGAAGGUUAUUGUCUUGUUCUGCCACCGUAGAUGUUGUUGAUCCAAACUAAGUUGUUAUAAGUUAAUUACUCUUUUAUUUUUUUGUAUCAAACUUAUUAUUAAGAUUUGAGUUUUUUUUUCUUCUUUGUUUUAAGAGUUAUCUGUUGAACCCUUCCUUUUUAGUUGAUUUUGUUUGUAUUUAAACUUGUAAUAUACAGAAUUUUCAUGGUUUUCUA